Messenger RNA from Mollisia scopiformis, 1194 nucleotides. Its product is annotated as 2,6-dihydropseudooxynicotine hydrolase. The coding region runs from base 1 to 1194 and encodes 397 amino acids. Lineage: Eukaryota; Fungi; Ascomycota; Leotiomycetes; Helotiales; Mollisiaceae. The transcript is spliced from 3 exons. The record is from RefSeq and is a predicted model, not a curated record.
AUGGAAUGUGCGCAAAGCACGCCCAACACACUCACCCAAGGUUUUGGCUCCAAAUCAACUGUGUUCCCACUAUCCAACGAGACACAAUUCUCGUUCACCCUUCAGGGCACUCUGUCAUACUCUGAUGGCUAUGGAGCCAAUCCUGGAGAAGUGCUGACCGCUGCGGCCAACAUCACUCCGUCGGAUUUUGAGUCAUACUACCGCGCAUUUUACUACCUUGCAAAACACAUCUACAACACAUCUCAGCAAAUCGACUCCAAGAGAUACCCCGUCUCAGCACGCGAAGCGCUCUUCCGAAGUUCAACUUACUUCCGUUCUUCUCCGUUCUACCUGAUUGGGAACAUUUCUGACCCAAGACUCUACUCAACCUGGGAGCAACAAGUCACUGCCUUCAAUGAAGCAAUAUCCCUCCUCCCAGUGCCUGGUUACCGCAUCACACUCCCAGGCCCUGAAUUUCAAAUUCCAGUCAUUUUCUACCCAGCAUCGAAUGACGAUGUUGAGCGACCUACUAUUCUCGUAGGAUCUGGGUAUGAUGGUGCACAAGAAGAAUCCCUGCAUUACAUGGGCUUUGAAGCCCUCUCUCGUGGCUACAACUUUGCUACUUAUGAAGGACCUGGUCAGCCUACCGUGCGACGGGAUCAACAAAUAGGCUUUAUACCGCAGUGGGAAAAAGUCGUCACUCCAGUAGUAGAUUACCUCUCUUCUCAUCCAAAAGUUGAUGCUGAUGCCAUCGCUCUGGUUGGAAUCUCCUUUGGAGGCACAUUAGCACCCCUCGCGUCAGCACAUGAACAUCGACUCGCAGCGGAAUGGCCCUCCGACUUGAUCCAACAGUACAACCAUACGAAUUCGCAGAAUUGCUCUUCGUUCGAUGAAGCUGUUCUUGCUAUCGCGGCAAACUCUAGCUGGCCAACUUCUAUUCGUUGGUUCAUCAAUCAAGGACUCUGGGCUUUCAAUACGCGCUCUCCGUAUGAUUUACUUCAACAGUUUUCUCAGUAUACGCUGACUACGGAAUUACUGCGGGAUAUUACGUGUCCAGUUUUCGUGGGUAUGGGCUUGGAUGACUCGGCUAGUAUACAGGCUCCCAUGGUCGCGGAGGCUCUGGGCCAGAAUGCUACCUUGUUCAGGUUUGGAGCUGAUGUAGGCGCUGGCGAACAUUGUCAGAUUGGAGCUGAGAGUUUUUUUUGGCUCAGGUAA